Pelodiscus sinensis (Chinese soft-shelled turtle) is the source of this 1688-nucleotide messenger RNA. RefSeq names its product epiregulin (gene EREG). Lineage: Eukaryota; Metazoa; Chordata; Testudines; Trionychidae. Gene Ontology annotation, molecular function: growth factor activity; epidermal growth factor receptor binding. The record is from RefSeq and is a predicted model, not a curated record. Gene Ontology annotation, biological process: positive regulation of mitotic nuclear division; positive regulation of cell population proliferation; epidermal growth factor receptor signaling pathway.
GGGAGGGGAGCCCCGGCCGCUCCCGGGUGGAUUUCGUCACUUGGGAAGCCGCAGCUUCCGCGGCCGCCUCCCGGCCAGGGUAUAAAGGGCGAGGUGCCGCCCGACCUACCUGUGCCACCGGCUGCCAGCCCGCCCCAGCCCAGCUCCGCGCCCCGAGCCCGCCCGGAUCCGGAGCCAGAUGGAGCCCUGCUGCCCGCGGACGCGGAGCGCGCUGCUCGGCCUGGGUAUUUAUCUUUUACUGCAAGCUGUGUCUGGUACAACAGUGAUCCCGUUAUGUGAACCAAAUGAUCUGGAAAACUGCACAACAGCACUAGUUCAGACGGAGACUAAUCCCCGAGUGGCUCAAGUCGGGAUAGCCAGAUGCAAGCCUGAAAUGCAAGAUUACUGCUUCCAUGGGCAGUGCAUGUACCUUGUGGACUUAGAUGAACAUUACUGCAGGUGUGAUGUGGGCUUCUCUGGGGUCCGGUGCGUGCAUUCGGAACUUCUCACGCAGCACCUGAGCAAAGAAUAUCUGGCACUGACCGUGAUUCUAAUCCUCUUUUUCCUCGUCGCGAUCUUCAUUACAACCUACUACCUAUUCAAAUGGUACCAAAACAAAAAGAAGAGGCAAGCCAACAACCACAAAUACAAAGAGGCUGAUGUCCAUGAGAAGAACUCCGCGCUGCUUCCCUCGUGAAGGGGGAGAGAAACACACAGACUUGUCAGCUCACAGCUAUUUAAUAUAAACCUAUUUUAUUAAUAGUAUUUAUAUGCUCUAAACAACACAAUUUCAAAUUUGCAUUGAUCAGACUCAAUUUACAGGUCAAAAUGGAUUUUGGGGGGUAUACUUUAUUUUUAAUUUUUUUAUUGAAUAUUCAAUACUGUGCAAUGUGGCACUACAGAAAUCCUCCCUCUGUACAUAUGCAGGAUUAUAUAUAGGUGUGUGUGUGUGUAUAUAUAUAUAUAUAUUUUUAUAAGACAUGUAUGCUUCUUGUCAGCAAUAGCUGGCCUACCAAAAUAUGUUGUUGUUUUUUAAGGGCAAUAAAAUUUUGUAUUCAUGUGAAGAUAAUGAAUGCACUUAAUGCUCCUUAGAAUUAAGUCUUCUAAAUUGGGUUGACUGUAUGCUGUGUGUCUCCUGCUAGAACUUCAGGGAAGUUUUGGCUAAUUAGAUAUGAACACAUGGAAAAUACAUCUGACCCUGGGAAAUGUUGCUCCUCUAUUCAGACUGAUGUUGAUUGGUUUUGACAUUGGGGUACAUUGUCCUCUAUUUGCAUCAGGUUACGUUGCAGACCUGAGCAGGGGGAGGGGAACUGCAUCAAAAACUGAGGUAAAAUAUUCUGCUUUCAGUGAAGGCUUUGUUACUGGUACAAUGUUGACUCCCAUUCCUCACCCAUGUGGGAAAGUAAGAUGUCAGAUGUUCUUACUUCUCUAGGCAAGCUACCUGCUGUCCCUUAAUUAGAGGAGGUUGGUUAAUUAACCAGUCAUUUUUAUACACUCUGUAUAUUUUAGUCACGCAUUCCGUGACUCAGGAAUGAUCUCUUACAACCACUUUUCAGUUUGCAUUUUGGAACAGCUCUGUGAUUGAUCUGUUAGCCUCUCUGGCGGUACGUUUGAGGCUGUGUCCACGCAAAAGAGUUAGCAGGUUUGAGCUUGCAACUGAGCACCAGAAAGACGGGCCCCAAUUACAUAACGGUGUGGAGAGGUGGACA